Messenger RNA from Hibiscus syriacus, 431 nucleotides. RefSeq names its product transcription factor PRE6-like. The transcript is spliced from 2 exons. The coding region runs from base 91 to 372 and encodes 93 amino acids. Gene Ontology annotation, biological process: regulation of DNA-templated transcription; regulation of growth. NCBI's taxonomy places the organism in Eukaryota, Viridiplantae, Streptophyta, Magnoliopsida, Malvales, Malvaceae. The record is from RefSeq and is a predicted model, not a curated record. Gene Ontology annotation, molecular function: protein dimerization activity.
AAAACCCAUCUCUUUCUCAUACUCUCUCUCUCUAUAUAUAUAUUUGCUUAAACUUUGAUUUUGUUGGUUUAAUUAUCUCCGGACGCAACAAUGUCAAGCAGAAGAUCACGUUCCAGGCAAUCAAGUGGUUCCAGGAUCACUGAUGAUCAGAUUAUCGACCUUGUUUCCAAGUUGCAACAGCUUAUCCCUGAGCUUCGUGGAAGACGAUCCGACAGGGUAUCGGCUUCCAAGGUGUUACAGGAAACCUGCAACUACAUCAGGAACUUACACAGAGAAGUUGACGGCUUAAGCGACCGGUUAUCUCAGCUAUUAGCUUCGGCGGACACCGAUAGCGACCAAGCAGCCAUUAUCAGGAGUUUGCUUAUGGAAUAAUCAGCCUGAAAGAUUGAGCAUCGCUCAGUUUUUCCAUAUAUCUAGGGUUUGUUUAUGCA